CAGGGCCCGGGUUGGAGCGCGGGGAACGGGCGGCCAAGGCUCCGCGGGCUGGGCGUCCCGAGAGCGCGGGGCGAGUGGUUCCAGCAGGUGCGCGUGGCGGCGCAGCAUCUCGGCCCGCGGGCCGCGCAGGCGGGGUGCCGGCCCGCCGCCCCACGUCUCCGGGCGUCCCGCUCCUGCUCCCGGGCUCUCUGGGUGCCUACGGGUCUCAGACGCAGGGGUGGGCGUUUGGGCGUCGCCGAAAGCUUUCCGGAGGCCGGCACCCAGGCGCAUCAAGUGGGGUUCUCAAGAGCGACUGGACGCCUCCCCCGCCCUCACUCCCCCAGCAGGAGCAUGGACGCCUUCGCCUACUACACGCUGCCGGCCGGCACCGCGCUCGCCAGCUUCUGCACCUUCCAGCUGCUGUUCCACGUCCUGAGCUCCUGGUUUUCAGCAAAAGUGUCUCCAGGUUUCAACAACCUCAGCUUCGAAAAGAAGAUUGAGUGGAACUCAAGGGUGGUGUCUACGUGCCAUUCCCUGCUGGUUGGGAUCUUAGGUCUGUACAUUGUCUUUUUCGAUGAGGUGGUCAUCGCGGACCCGCUUUGGGGCCACUCAUCGCUCGCGCAGAUGAAUAUCGCCGUUACCUCGGGCUACCUCGUUUCCGAUCUGCUGGCUCUCUUUUUGUAUUGGAGAGUGAUCGGUGACAAAUACUUCGUCAUUCACCACUGCACGUCACUGUACGCCUUCUUCAUCAUCAUGGUGGUUCCUGGAAACCCUGAAGUACCCCAAGUUCUCCGUGGCCAACGUGGUCAACGGCGUGCUCAUGAUGGUCGUGUUCUUCCUCGCGCGGGUGGCCGUCAUCCCGCCGUUCUACGCCUUCAUGUGCUCGGUGUUCGGCACCGAGGCCUACGUGCGCCUCGGGCUGACCACGCAGUGCUCCUGGCUCGUCACCUGCGUCGUGCUGGACGUGAUGAACAUCAUGUGGAUGGUCAGAAUCUCCAGGGGCUGCCUCAAGGUCCUCUCGCUCUUCAAGCGCGAGAAGGCCAGCCGCAGGCUGCAGAACGGGAAGCUGGACUGAGGCCCGCGGAGCGGCCGCCCUCUGCGCCGCCCACGCUCGGCGCCUGGCACCUGCCCGUGCCAUCCAGGGCCUCCGCGUCUCUGUCCGGUCUUACUUUUAGGAAAGGGAAACUAAAACUCUGUUUUUUAUCCCAAGGUUUCUUUUCCGAUUCUCUUCUGCAUUAUAAGCAUGGACAAAAUCUUCAAGGUUUAAAUAAAAAGGUACAAGUCAGCCCUCCCACCAGCACCAGCGUCUUCCUCCGGGAGUCGGUGGCUGUGCCCGGUGGUGGCCCUGGGUCCCGUUGCCGAGGUGCGGGGAGCGCCGGCCCCACUCUGCAGUCCCCGACCGGGCGCCAGCGUCCUGCCUGAGUGCACGUGCUCCUUGCCCACGAUGGCUGCACAGGGUCUAAUUUCUAAAUUGCUGGAAUGUUCUUUUUCUGAGGCUGUUACAGCGAUGCGCUUUUCCUGUAGAUAUGCUGUCAUCUAUUAAAGGUGAAACCUUUUAUUUACUUGGGCACAUUUAAUGAGCUCAGUCAUGGAAAGUGCUUCCUACAUUUUUAGGUUCUUCAGACCUCACUUUAUUAUUUCUGUGUUUUGCAUUUUAUCAAAUUACUGCCUUUUUAUUUCACAGCGAGAAGUCAGACGGCGGAGAGCUCCCUCACAGGUGACCCCUCCUCCUGAAGCGAGGCCUGGGGGGACCAGCGGGGGCGGAGGGGCUUCACCACUGCCUCUCGGCUGGCUCCCCUGGUGGCUUUUCUGUGAAAAAUACAUUCUUUCUGUUCGUGAAACACGCCCUGAGUUCAGAACCCAGCAUCCUCAGUACCAAAGUCUUAGGUAACACGUGUGUGUCCCGCUCCUAAGGCGGGCCUUGUUCUGAUGAGACCAACGGCACAGAAAACAUCAGCAUUCAUAUUUCAGGGUUGACCCCCAUGGUUGCUUUAGCCAGCACUUCCAGGGCUUGAAAUUUCUGUCUUUCCUGAAGGACAGGAAAAAACAAGAUGGUUUAACCUAAGCGUCCUGAUCACCGAGAUUGUCUUACGUGAUGAUCAGUGGCCGGUGGCUCUGGUGUCUUUGUUCUUGUUUGUUUUCGCUUCGGUCCUGCCAACGCAGAUAGAGAAUGACGGUUAGCUGUUGUUGCCUUUCUUUUUCUCAAGGACUUGACCUCAAUGAUUGUUCUCACCGAAGAAAAACAGAAAUUUAAUUUGACUGGCGGCGAAUGCUUGAAUUUAAUUGAACUCAAACCAAAAGAGGCGCCCCCUCCUUGAGUGUGCCCGUUUCCCGCACUCACGCGAGGAGAGUGGGGGGAGGCCGGCGGGCACGUCAAGGCUCUGGGUGUGGCGGGGCUUGACCAGGGCCAGACGCCGGUGCGGAGCAAGCCCAGGAGGGCUUUCAGCCGGCCCCCGAAGCUCAGUCAGCCGCCCAGUGAUAAAACGAGAUCGAUGGGCGUCUCCUAGGUCCACUUAUUUUUGGAAGACUUAAUUAAAGUAAUGUAAAAAUAGAGGUGCUGGUCUCUGCCGCUGCCAACACAGCUCGGAUCGUUUGUUCCGCACCUGGCGUCUUCCGCGUGGCGGGUGUGCCCGGUAGGCGUGGGCUGGCAUGGGCUGGCAUGUCGAGGGAGCGCCAGGCAGCGGCUGUGUCUUCUCCUCCUCCUGCCCUUUUUGCAAGAAAGCUGGCUUUUAAAAAGGAAAACCUGUAUAUUAGAAAACUAUUUUGGAAAUUAGGCCCUUACGAAAGACAGCAGGCUUGAGGGAAACAUCUUGGACUGUGAACACAGAGUUAGUUCCUGAACACAGGCGCUCAGCCCGCCGUCCCAGUGGAGUGGAGCGGGUUCCCAGGCCGCGGCUCUUUCCUGCUGAAAACGUCACGUUCGCCCUCCCGGCAGUGCCUCUGAUCCAAGCGACCGCUCUUCAAACCAGGGCAGUGAAGGUACGGGUGUCCCGCACUCCCGUGUGCGGGCCCCUAGUCAGCCAGUGCAGUCAGGCCGGCUUCGCAAGAGCCGAUCCAGCGGCCAGACCCCACGUCCAACGCGGCUCCUGAGUUUCCCCCAGACCACAGCCCUGGCGCGGGAAAGGCAGCCUCCCGGCUGCUGUGCUGUUGCGGGGCAGAGCUCCCCAGGAGCAGCGUUCUGCUGCCCUGUGACCGUGCGCACCCGCUGCCUCGGAUGCAAGUUGUUAAAAGCGGGGCACCUCACUUACCAAACAAUGAAUUUUUCACGUAUUAAGCAACAAAACCUUUUGCAUAUGAAGUAUGUUGACUGUGGGUUCAUUUCAAUGAGUCUAUUUGGCAUUCUGAUUUUAACAACUCUGUUAAAAUAUUUAUAGAAAAUAAAAGCAAAUUGGUAUACAUUUUUUAGCAACUCUAUUUUUGGAGAAAAAAGAUUAGUCACACCCUGUAACUAUAAAGAUGCUCUUUGAAUGUGUAGUUGGGUAGAAAAUAAAAAUUCUUACAAAAUGUUGAAAAUGAAUGAAAAUCAACUAAAUAGCACGCACCACCAUAGCGUCUGUGUUAGAUACUUUAUUUUGUACGGGGGAAUUUAGAAAUUUAUGAGCCCAAGUGUCUAGAGUUUGCAUUCUUGUGUCUAAAAUCUUUUUUAAUAAGUAUUGUUUACAUUGAAAACUCGGAGUGGAGUCAUCUACCAGCGCAAAGACACAACUCCUUCCGUGUGUCUUGGUACCUCACAGCAGGUAGAAAUGCGAUGUCCGCGGCUCCCGUUCGACGUUGCUUUCUCACAGGCUGGCCCCGGAGAAUGCGCGCUCCCGGGGGUGACGCGUCAGCGGGGGGGUCGGCCGGUGUUCGUCGCCGUGUGUUCGGAAGCAGCCUUCUCGUGGAGACAUACCGGGGAAGGGUGUGUUGUAAUAGUCACGUUUGUCGUUCCAUUUCUAAGGGAAACACACACGUCCCAAAAGCCACGGUGACGAUAAAUGCUCGCCCAAGUGUCCGUUCCUGGGCUCCUCUCAACCCCAAGUAGGUUAACGUCCAUUUGCGUGGCUGGAAGCGGCCACGUCUGUGGGAAGUCGCUGGAAAGGCCGUGCGGUUGUGGACGUCCUGGGCUAUACUUCGCGGGAGGCCGCGCGUUGAUGUGUUUUGGAUCCCGUGGGGGCGCUCGUGUGGCUUAUCAGGACGGGGGCGCAUGUGCCCGGACAGGUCCCGGCCAGCAGGGCAGGGACGCCCCGGCCUCCAAGAGCCGGGGGCCCGGGGCCCACCGACCUUCCCAGCCUUCACCACCCCGGCCGGCGACAGACACG
This is a messenger RNA of Pteronotus mesoamericanus, 4277 nucleotides long. RefSeq names its product TLC domain containing 4 (gene TLCD4). Gene Ontology annotation, cellular component: endoplasmic reticulum; membrane. NCBI's taxonomy places the organism in Eukaryota, Metazoa, Chordata, Mammalia, Chiroptera, Mormoopidae. Gene Ontology annotation, biological process: lipid homeostasis. The transcript is spliced from 6 exons. The record is from RefSeq and is a predicted model, not a curated record. The coding region runs from base 331 to 1401 and encodes 356 amino acids.